This is a messenger RNA of Cylindrotheca closterium, 213 nucleotides long. NCBI's taxonomy places the organism in Eukaryota, Bacillariophyta, Bacillariophyceae, Bacillariales, Bacillariaceae. The record is from the annotation of a GenBank genome assembly.
AUGGAACUAAAAGAAAACCACUCUGCAAUGAUGAAACAGGACGAAGCAGAAGAACAACAACGGCUGAAGAAGGAGCGAAAUGCAGAUGCAGCGGCUGCAGCCGCGUUUGCAAAAGUUGAACCAAUGCUGAAGGUAUCAGGCAUAAAAACUUCAUCAAAAUCAGAAACUGCUGAAACUCCCGCUACGACACCGGCGGCAGUGGCCGACGUGUGA